Entamoeba invadens IP1 is the source of this 543-nucleotide messenger RNA. RefSeq lists its product as hypothetical. The transcript has a single exon. Bases 1 to 543 code for a protein of 180 amino acids. The record is from RefSeq and is a predicted model, not a curated record. Lineage: Eukaryota; Evosea; Mastigamoebida; Endamoebidae.
AUGAGUGUGUUGAGGAAAGAUCCAAGUGAAGGGAAAAUCGAGAAGAACCAUUUGCUGUUCAAACAAGGCGAUAUAUAUUAUUGUAUGAUAUGCGAGUUCAGAGGGAAGAAGACGACUGCAUAUAACCAUUCAAAUACAGCACAUCUGGAGUAUAAAGGAGAUCGAAAAGUAUUGGACGCGUUUGCGAAUCUGUUCUGCGCGAAAAGAGGCUUGGACUUCUCCGUUGUUGACGCGCCGAAUGAGAUCAAACUGCGCGUAGAAGCGAAAGCACUGACGCAAGGAAUAGCAAAUAAUAUGUCGGAGGGAGGAAUCACAUUUGAUAAGGCAAAGGCGAUCAUGGAGAUAUUAGAAACAGUGAAAAAAUCGGUUGAAAAGAACGGGAUAAAGGUGUUGGAUAAAGUAAAGCUAAGCCAAUCGACUUUGAGGAGAGUCUCUGAUACUUCAAAUCCGUUAAAAGACUCAACGAAAAUGGAUAAGCCGGUAACACAACCAGUUGUUAAAAUAGAGGAGAAUAUCCCCUUUGACAAACUGAAUCUUAUUUAA